Molecule: messenger RNA, 510 nt
Organism: Solanum stenotomum
Lineage: Eukaryota; Viridiplantae; Streptophyta; Magnoliopsida; Solanales; Solanaceae
Exons: 2
Coding region: 1-510 (169 amino acids)
Source: RefSeq, a predicted model, not a curated record
AUGACUACUGCUCCAGUAUCACACUCAAACCCAAAAGGCAAGGAGGAGGAGGAGGAGGAGGAGGAGGAGAAGGAGAAGGAGGAGCAGGAGCAGGAGCAGGAGAAGGAGAAGGAGAAGGAGAAGGAGAAGGAGAAGGAGCAAGAGAAGGAGAAUGAGAAAGUGAAAAAGAAAGCGAAAGAGAAAGAGAAAAAGAAAGAGAAGAAAGUCAAAGUCGUCAGUUGUGAUGUGAAGCAACAAUAUCCAUUUGAAGGUUUUAACAGUGACGGCGAGGGCCCAACUGAACUAAUGUCAUCCUUCUCGCAAUGGAUAAACGAGGGUCUUUACAAGCAUCAUGCAAAAAAAAGAGACAAGGACGAUCACUACUUAGCCAAUUGCUCGGAUCUUGAGUUCAAACAACUUGAUUUUGUAUUUGCAUUUCCAAAGAAGAAGGACUGGUUCUACGUAAUGUCUCAACCCAAUAAGUGUUGGACUGAUGAGGUAAAUUCAUGCCCACUUUUAUCUUUUGAUUAA